This is a messenger RNA of Quercus lobata, 5328 nucleotides long. RefSeq lists its product as uncharacterized. The transcript has 16 exons. Bases 84 to 5057 code for a protein of 1657 amino acids. Lineage: Eukaryota; Viridiplantae; Streptophyta; Magnoliopsida; Fagales; Fagaceae. Gene Ontology annotation, biological process: protein phosphorylation; recognition of pollen. The record is from RefSeq and is a predicted model, not a curated record. Gene Ontology annotation, molecular function: protein serine/threonine kinase activity; ATP binding.
UAUUGUGUCGAGCAAAGAAAACCAAGAAAAUAAACCUUGUAAACUCACUUGAAUAGUUGGUUGAUACACCAAUUGGAAAAUCAAUGAAAGUCCUUUCAGCUCUGUUUGUAUACUCUUUCUUACUCUCCUUUUUAAGAACCUCCUCUACACUAGACACCAUCACUCCAAGUCAAUCUAUCAGAGAUGGUGAGACUUUGGUUUCAGCUAGUGGAAGAUAUGAAUUGGGAUUCUUCAGCCCAGGUAGUUCGAAAAGCCGGUAUGUGGGAAUAUGGUUCGGGGUAUCUAAUGACACAGUUGUGUGGGUAGCCAACAGAGAAAUCCCCCUUAAAAAUCGCCUUGGAGUGCUCAAGGUUACCAACAGAGGAAUUCUUGUCCUCCUUGAUAGCACAAAUACUUCUAUUUGGUCAUCCAAUAUAUCAAGAACUGCAGGGAAUAAGAUCAAUAAUCCAACUGCACAGCUCCUGGAUUCAGGAAAUCUUGUUGUGACAGAUGGAAAUAAUAGUGACCCAAAGAGUUUUUUGUGGCAGAGUUUUGAUCAUCCAAGCGACACAUUACUACCAGAUAUGAAGAUUGGAUGGGACUCAGCUAGUGGUCUAGAUAGGUAUUUAACAGCAUGGAAGAGCCCAGAAGAUCCUGCUCAAGGUGAAUUUUCAGGAGUACUAGAUCGUCGAGGGCUCCCACAAGUAGUUUGUAUGCAGGGAGACAAAAUAAAGGGUAGACCAGGGUCCUGGAAUGGCCUUUAUUUUACAGGGAAGCCAUGGUUAAGACCGAAUCCGUUGUUUAAGUAUGAAUUCGUGUUGAAUGAGAAAGCCGUCUAUUAUAAUUAUAAGCUCCUGAAUAAUUCGAUUUUGCUAAGGUAUGUGUUAAACUCAUUAGGUAAUGGGCUGGCGUAUAGAUGGAUGGCUCGCACACAAAGUUGGGAUCUUUUAACUUCAUACCAGUCAGAUGAGUGUCAAAACUAUGGCCACUGUGGUGCAUAUGCUAGCUGCAAUAUCAAUGAGUCUCCUGUAUGUGCAUGCUUGAAAGGAUUCAUACCAAAAUUUCCAAAAGAUUGGAAUUCAGCAUAUUGGUCUGGUGGGUGUGUUCGAGGUACUCCAUUGGGGUGCAAUAAUGGAGACGGGUUCCUCAAGUACAAGGGGGUGAAAUUGCCUGACACAUCUUCUUCCUGGUUUGAUAGGAACAUGAAUCUCAAGGAAUGUGAAGAAUUGUGUUUGAAAAAUUGCUCAUGCAGAGCAUAUGCAAAUUUAGAUAUUAGGAAUGGAGGUAGUGGUUGCUUGCUUUGGUUUGCUGACCUGGUUGAUUUAGUUGUACUCCAAAUGGGUGGGCAAGACCUUUAUAUACGUGUGGCCGCUUCAGAACUAGAUCAUAUUGAGAAGAACAGGCACUUUGUCCAAAAAUAUCAAGUAAUAAUCAUAGUCUGCAGUGCAAUACUACUCACGGUAAUGUUAGCAUUGGGGCUGGUCACAUAUGUAAGGAGGAUGAAACUUAGAAAGGAAGGAAUGAAUAUAAGACGUCAAAAUGAUUAUAAUAAUGAAGACAAAAAGGAAGAUAUGGAAUUACCGAUAUUUGAUCUGAUAACCAUAUCUAAUGCCACUGAUAACUUUGCAAACAAUAACAAGUUAGGAGAAGGUGGUUUUGGAUCUGUCUACAAGGGUACAUUGCUUAGGGGGCAAGAAAUAGCUGUAAAGAGACUUUCAAAGAAUUCUGGACAAGGAUUGAAUGAGUUCAAAAAUGAAGUCAUAUUAAUUGCCAAACUUCAACACCGCAAUCUUGUGAAGCUGCUCGGUUGUUGCAUUCAAGAACAAGAAAAGUUGUUAAUCUAUGAAUACAUGCACAACAAAAGCUUGGACUCAUUUAUUUUUGACCAAUCGAAGAGUAGACUACUUGAUUGGCGUAUGCGCCAUAGCAUUAUUGGUGGCAUUGCUAGAGGGCUUCUUUACCUUCAUGAAGACUCUAGAUUGAGAAUUAUCCAUAGAGAUCUUAAAGCUAGCAAUGUCCUACUAGAUAAUAAUAUGAACCCAAAAAUUUCUGACUUUGGCCUUGCUAAAACAUUUGGGAGAGAUCAAACAGAGGCUGAUACCAAUAGAAUUGUUGGAACAUAUGGUUAUAUGCCUCCUGAGUAUGCCGGGUAUGGACAAAUCUCAGUGAAAACCGAUGUUUUUAGCUUUGGAGUUUUAUUAUUAGAGAUCGUGAGCGGGAAGAAGAACAAGGAAUUGUGUAACUCUGGUCAAUGUCUUAAUCUUCUAGGACAUGCAUGGAAACUAUGGAUUGAAGACAAGCCAAUGGAGCUGAUAGAUGAAUUCUUAGUCUUAGGUGACUCGUGCAUUUUAUCUGAAGUGUUACGAUGCAUUCAUGUGGGUUUGUUAUGUGUACAACAAAGACCAGAAGAUAGGCCAAACAUGUCAUCUGUGGUUCUAAUGUUAAGCAGUGACAAUUCAUUGCCCAAUCCAAGGCAGCCAGGUUUUGUUGCAGGAAAGACUUCACUUGGAGAAGAUUCUUCACCAGGAAAUCUUGAAAUGCCUUCAAUAAAUGAAGUCACCAUUACAGUGUUAGAAUUGGUUGAUACCCCAAUUGGAAAAUCAAUGAAAGCCUUUUCGGCUCUGUUUGUUUACUCCUUACUCUCCUUCUUAAGAACCUCCACUACACUAGACACCAUCACUCCAAGUCAAUCUAUCAGAGAUGGUGAGACUUUGGUUUCAGCUGGUGGAAGCUUUGAAUUGGGAUUCUUCAGCCCAGGUAGUUCGAAAAGCCGAUAUGUGGGAAUAUGGUUUGGGGUAUCUAAUGACACUGUUGUAUGGGUAGCCAACAGAGAAACCCCACUUGAAAAUCUCGAUGGAGUGUUCAAGGUUACCAACAAGGGAAUUCUUGUCCUUCUUGAUAGCACAAAUACUACUAUUUGGUCAUCCAAUACAUCAAGAACUGCAGGGAAUAGUAUCAACAAUCCAACUGCACGGUUAUUGGAUUCAGGAAAUCUUGUUGUGAAUGAUGGAAACACUGAGAGUCUUUUGUGGCAGAGUUUUGAUUAUCCUAGCGACACAUUACUACCAGAAAUGAAGAUUGGAUGGGAUUUAGUUAGUGGUCUAGAUAGGAAUUUAACAUCUUGGAAGGGCGCAGAAGAUCCUGCUCAAAGUGAAAUUUCAGAAGGGUUAGAUCGUGGAGGGCUCCCACAAUUAGUUGAUAUGGAGGGAGACAAUAUAAAUGUUAGACCAGGGUCUAGGAAUGGCCUUUAUUUUACUGGGAUGCCAUGGUUAAGACUGAAUCCGUUGUUCAAGUAUGAAUUCGUGAUGAAUGAGAAAGAGGUCUAUUAUCAUUAUAAAGUCCUAAACAAUUCUAUUUUCGUGAGGUAUGUGUUAAACCCAUCAGGCAUUGGGCAAGGGUUAAAAUGGACGGAUCACACCAAAAGUUGGGAGCCAGUAACUACAUCCCAGUCAGAUGAGUGUGCGAAUUAUGCACACUGUGGUGCAUAUGCUAGCUGCAAUAUCAAUAAGUCUCCUGUAUGUGCAUGCUUGAAAGGAUUUAUGCCAAAAUCUCCAACAGACUGGAAUUUAGCAGAUUGGUCUGGUGGAUGUGUUCGAGGGACUCCACUAGAUUGCAAUGACGAAGAUGGGUUCCUCAACUACAAGGGUGUGAAAUUGCCUGACACAUCUUCUUCCUGGUUUGAUAGGAACAUGAGUCUCAAGGAAUGUGAAAAUUUGUGUUUGAAAAACUGCUCAUGCAGAGCAUAUUCAAAUUUAGAUAUUAGGAAUGGAGGAAGUGGUUGCUUGCUUUGGUUUGCUGACUUGGUUGAUUUAGUAGUACUCCAAAUGGAUGGGCAAGACCUCUAUAUUCGUGUGGCCGCUUCAGUACUGGAUCAUAUUGGGAAGAACAGGCACUUUGGCCAAAAAUAUCAAGUAAUAAUCAUAGUCUGUAGUGCAAUACUACUCAUGGUAAUGCUAGUACUGGGGCUGGUCUUUUAUGUAAGGAGGAUGAAACUUAGAAAGGAAGGAUUGGAUAUAAGAUGCCAAAAUGAUUAUAACAAUGAAGAUUGGAAGGAAGAUAUGGAGUUACCAAUAUUUGAUCUACUAACCAUAUCUAAUGCCACUAAUAACUUUGCAAGCAGCAACAAGUUAGGAGAAGGUGGCUUUGGAUCUGUAUACAAGGGUACAUUGCUUGGGGGGCAAGAAAUAGCUGUAAAGAGACUUUCAAAGAAUUCUGGACAAGGAUUCAAUGAGUUCAAAAAUGAAGUUAUAUUAAUUGCCAAACUUCAACACCGCAACCUUGUGAAGCUGCUUGGUUGUUGCAUUCAAGAAAAUGAAAAAUUGUUAAUCUAUGAAUACAUGCACAACAAAAGCUUGGACUCAUUUAUUUUUGACCAAACAAAGAGCAAACUGCUUGAUUGGCGUAUGCGCCACAACAUUAUCAAUGGCAUUGCUAGAGGACUUCUUUACCUUCAUGAAGACUCUAGAUUGAGAAUUAUCCAUAGAGAUCUCAAAGCUAGCAAUAUCCUACUAGAUAAUAACAUGACCCCAAAAAUUUCUGACUUUGGCCUUGCUAAAAUGUUUGGGGGAGAUCAAACGGAGGCUGAUACUAAUAGAAUUGUUGGAACAUAUGGUUAUAUGCCUCCUGAGUAUGCUGGGUAUGGGCAAGUCUCAGUGAAAACCGAUGUUUUUAGCUUUGGAGUUUUAUUACUAGAGAUUGUGUGCGGGAAGAAGAACAAGGAAUUCUAUAACUCUAGCCAGUGCCUCAAUCUUCUGGGACAUGCAUGGAGACUAUGGAUUGAAGAUAGGCCAACAGAACUGAUAGAUGAAUUCUUAAUCUUAGGUGACUCGUGCAUUUUAUCUGAAGUGUUACGAUGCAUUCAUGUGGGUUUGUUAUGUGUGCAACAAAGACCAAAAGAUAGGCCAAACAUGUCAUCCGUGGUUCUAAUGUUAAGCAGUGACAAUUCAUUGCCAAAUCCAAGGGAGCCAGGUUAUUAUACAGAAAAGGCUCUCGUUGGAAAAGAUCAUUCAUCAAGAAAGCUUGAGAAUCCUUCAAGUUCAACAAAUGAAAUCACCUUUACAAUGUUAGAAGCGAGGUAGGGUAUCAUCACUUGAGACUCGACAGCAAAAAGGAGUGACUGGAAAAGAAAGUUGCAAGGUGCUGCUACUCACAUGUAUGGAAAAAUUCAUCCAACUGGGCUUUGGGCCUGUUGGAUGUUACUUUCUUGUUUCCAAGCAACUCUACAAGAGGCCAUAUUUGGGCUUUUCUCUUCUCUCAUAACAUUUGGGCGAUUCUUCUGCCAUUUUCUCACUCGUGCACUUCUUCAUAGGGGAUUCUUGGGCCCUGUUUCUUACCAGGCUUUGGGCUUUG